GUGCCAAAGAUCGUGUAUAUUAAAUAAUUAAGUGAUAUAAAUUUGCAGAUAGCUUCCAGAAUGGAAUUCACCAAUGUUAAAUGCACAAGUUUUGAUAAGGAGUUCACCGAGUUUGAAUAUUGCUAUCUCAAGUCGGUAAAUCGGAGCUAUAAGUAUCUAUCGCUUAAGUGCAAUCUACUUCAAGCUCCAGUGACUAAAAUAAAAGUGAAUGUUGCUUUCUUCAAGCGAUUUAGUGGCUAUAGGCCCUUUAUGUACAAUGUCACAGUGGACUUCUGCAGAUUCCUGAAAAACCCCAGUUCGAAUGCAUUUGUUAACUUUUGGUACCGUAUGGUUGUUGACUACUCUAAUAUCAAUCACACGUGUCCCUACAACCGCGAUAUACGCGUGGAAAAACUUCCGAUCGGUGUUGUGAAUUUCCAGAUGACAGAAGUGCUGCCCUUUCCUGAAGGAGAUUACUUGAUCGAAUCCACUUGGAUUGCUUACGACAUUAAGAGAGUCGAGGUGAAAUUCUAUGGCUCUCUAUUCUAAACUGAUGCUUUAAAUAAGAAUUUAUAUGGUAAAAGGGGCUAUUCAGGGAUAAUUUUUCUCAGUGCUUUCCACCACUUUGUGCUGUGUGCUUUGGCUUUAAUGUUUGGCGAAGAAGUGGAGCAAAAGACUCACACCUUGCCCCUUGUUAGCCCAUUUU
Molecule: messenger RNA, 685 nt
Organism: Drosophila simulans
Lineage: Eukaryota; Metazoa; Arthropoda; Insecta; Diptera; Drosophilidae
Exons: 3
Coding region: 61-528 (155 amino acids)
Source: RefSeq, a predicted model, not a curated record